This is a messenger RNA of Meloidogyne enterolobii, 189 nucleotides long. The record is from the annotation of a GenBank genome assembly. Lineage: Eukaryota; Metazoa; Nematoda; Chromadorea; Rhabditida; Meloidogynidae.
AUGUAUGCAGGUGUUCCUUUAAUUUGUAUUCCUUAUGGAGUUGAUCAAUUCUACAAUUCCUCUCUUGUUGAACAUUUGGGUAUUGGUAAAUAUGUAGCGCUUAUCAAAUUUGUGGAAGAGGAAAAAGUUGAAAAUCCAAAAUUUAUUUUUGAUUUUGAAAAAGCUUUCCGUGAAAUGAUUAGGGAAUAG